AUGGCCUCCCGUCUGCAAAGACUAGAAGAGGAGACAGAAGAAAAGGAGGAACAAGGUGCAGAACCAAGCAGGGAAGAUGGAGUAGGGGAAGAAAAGAGCGAGUUGGAAGCAGUAGGCGUGGAAGAAGGUGAGGUCAUGAGUGUGACAGAUGAAGUACCAUCUAAUGGAGAUGCAGAACGAAAUCAACAAGACAGGGAGGGGAAGGAGAAGAAAAAUAGUGAUCUCGACAUGGAGCAAGAAAGAGAAAAAGAACGGAAACCAUUUUCGUUGAUGCCUGCGAGGCAUUAUACGCGUUCUAAUAUGCCUAGACUUCGUUGGACUCCGGACUUGCACCGGCUUUUCCUGCAUGCAAUCGCAAGACUCGGUGGCCAAGAUUCCACUCGAUGGUCGCCAGAACAAAGUGAACAAAAGAGGGCGCCUGUGAACAAGCUUCCUGCACACAGCAGCUAUGCAACUCAUCGAACGCGGGUUCUGAACAAAAUUCUGCAACUCAUAUCAAUUCAGAGGCGGACAAUUUCACAAGAUGAAGAGCUGGAGUUGCUUUUUGCAGGGCUCUCUUUAUGAAAACCAACACAUUUUUCUAAUGCUGGUAAGUUUGCUUCUUUUAGCGUAAGCCACGAAGCCAUAGCUUCUCUUACAUUUCCGUGGUAAACAUGGCAUGUGGGCCUCUCUUCUUUUUUUGUUUUUGUUGAGCGUACAUUUUAAAUCUCAAAUCUCAUGUUGGAUAUAGAUUAAGUGCGCCAUUUGAUUAUGUUAAUUAUAUUCUAAGUUGAUAUAGUAUUCUUAAGGGAGUGGUUCUGGUUGUUGAGGACUUCGAUUGUGAUAAGAACUAUUGCUGGGGGGAAUUUUUUUUUGG
Messenger RNA from Nymphaea colorata (pocket water lily), 856 nucleotides. Its product is annotated as putative Myb family transcription factor At1g14600. Lineage: Eukaryota; Viridiplantae; Streptophyta; Magnoliopsida; Nymphaeales; Nymphaeaceae. The transcript is spliced from 3 exons. Gene Ontology annotation, molecular function: DNA-binding transcription factor activity. The coding region runs from base 1 to 564 and encodes 187 amino acids. The record is from RefSeq and is a predicted model, not a curated record.